UUUAUUUUUUUUCAGUGGACGUUUUCAGUGGUUACAACGUAACUUCUGCCUGUCUGCAACUUACAUUUUCAUGUCUCACUUCAGCUCCAGACCAAUUGGUGGCGCAACAUUGUGUGCUGUAAUUAAAUUCCCAUAAACAAUUUCUUCGUUCACAGGAAAAUAUGGCGCCUACGGUACAAUUCACUGUACCGGACGCCAUGUAUUGCAGUUAAUUGUUUUGUAUCUUUCACUUAGCCAUGUACCUUUGUGGAUUAUAUUUUUCUUUGUGAUUGGGAUGGCACUUUAAUAGACCUUUGUUACUAAAAUUCUUCACUAAUAAUAUCAGAGUUAACUGCCCCCUGCGUCACGAGAGCUACCCACGUUAGCUAGAUAGCUAACUUUACGUUAGUCUGUAAGCGACCAGAAAAGGAAACUUCCAAGAUGGCCUCAGGUAGCCACAGACCUGAGCUGAGGUCCGGUACAGCAUCCCGUUCUGUCAGUGGAGAGGAGGACAUUGCUAUAGAUAUGACCACCAGUGAAAAGGUUGUGGAUCUUCUGAACCAAGCUGCUCUGAGAACUACAGAAAAUAAACUCGUAGACCUGAAACAGGUCCAGGAACUUAUCAUAAAUAAGGAUCCCUCACUGCUUGACAACUUUCUUGAUGAGAUAAUAGCGUUUCAGACAGAUAAAUCUAUGGAAGUACGGAAAUUUGUCAUUGGCUUCAUAGAAGAAGCAUGCAAAAGGGACAAUGAGCUUCUGUUGAAGCUUAUAGCCAAUCUGAAUAUGCUACUGAAAGAUGAAAGUGUGAACGUACAGAAGAAAGCCAUUCUUACACUUACUCAACUUUAUAAAGUGGCUCUUCAGUGGCUGAUGCGGUCCAAGGUGGUGUCAGAAAUGCAGGAGGCCUGUUGGGACAUGGUCACUCAGAUGAAGGAAGAUAUUCUAGCGAUGCUGGACUCCGACAACGAUGGAAUACGAACCCAUGCCAUCAAACUCACAGAGUCAGUGAUUAUCGCCCUGUCACCACGAACACCAGACUCUGACGUCCCCAAGAAACAAGAAGGAGAUAUCAGCCUGGACAAAAUCCCUCGAGACCAUUCUUACAUUCGCUAUGAUACUCUUUGCGAGGAAGGCAAGGCAGCGCUGGAUAAGCUGCUGAAGUUCAUGGUCCACCCUGCGAUCUCCAGCAUCAACCUGACCACUGCUCUGGGCACUCUGGCCACCCUGGCGCGGCAGCGGCCCAUGGUCAUGUCCGAGGUGGUGCAGGCGUACGAGACUCUGCACGCUAACUUGCCCCCAACUCUGGCCAAGUCCCAGGUGAGUAGUGUCCGUAAGAACCUGAAGCUCCACCUGGUGGCCGUGCUCCGUCACCCCUCCAGCCUGGAGUUCCUGGCCCAGAUCAGCACGCUGCUGCUGGACCUGGGAAUGAACCAGAACGAAAUCAACCGCUGCACGCCCGCCCCUCGAGACCAGCGCAAGAGACCCCAUAUGGAAGCCUUCGCCGAGGGCAAGAAGAAGAUCAAGAUGGAGCCCACGCUGAUCGAGGAUGAUGAGGAUAAAGAGGAGCCUGCCCCAGCCCUCGCUCCCAAGCCUGUUGCCACGCCGGCAAACCAGUCUGCCAUCGAUGUCACCGCAGACUUCCUGUUUCCCCUGCUCUCUCCAGAAAAUGUUGCCAAUCUGGUGCUGAUCAGCAUGGUGUACCUGCCCAACGUCAUGCCAGCCUCCUUCCAGGCCACAUACACUCCCGUCGAGUCCGCAGGCACAGAUGCUCAGAUCCAACAUCUGGCCAGACUGAUGGCCACGCAGAUUACAGCCGCAGGAAUCGGACCAGGCGUGGAGCAGCUCAAGGCUCGGGAGGAGGAGCAGCAGCAGCCUGGAAAGGAGGCUGGGCCGGGUGAGGGGCCGUCAGAGGAGCUGGCCAGUGGGAAAGACCUCAUCAUCAAGCGCAAAGUGUCCCUCGUGUCCCACGGUCAGGCCAUCUCAGUGCUCGGGGGCUACGCAGGGAAGAUCCCCGCCAAGGCUGAGGAUGUUCCCCAGGCCAAGACACUACCACAGCCCAUUGUGCUCUCUGCCCUGGCCAAGACAGCCAGCUCCAGUGGGCGUAAGAAAGUGUUCCGAUUGGCUGACGUGGUUCAGCCCUUGACUGAGCUCCAGAUGACAAAGUUGACCAACUUGUCGGUCCAGCGCAUUCUCAAGUCGGAGAAAGCCAUCGCACGCAGUGGAAUGGCCCAUGUGCGAGUGAAGUUGCUAGCCCGUUUGGCGACCCAGUUUGAAGGGGCGAUGAAGCGGGACAUGCUCACGUUCAUCCUGGAUGACAUCCGGAGCAGGAGCGACCUGGCCUUUGCUCUCCUGUAUCAGGAGUACAACAUCUACCUGGGCCAGCAGGCGGGCGCCUCUCUGGACAACUACGAGUACUGCCUGUUCACCCUGCUGUCAGGACUGCAGGAGAAACCAGAGCAGAGAGAUGGACUGUUCACUAAGCUGGUACUGGAAGCGCCCCUCAUCACGGAAUCUGCGCUGGACGUGAUUCGGCGGUACUGUGAGGAUGAGACUCGGGUGUACCUGGGUAUGACCACCCUGAAGGAACUCAUCUUGAAGCGCCCCUCCAGGCAGUUCCAGUACCUGCACGUGUUACUGGACCUCAGCUCGCAUGAGAAGGAAACGGUGCGGUCCAAUGCCCUGUCCUUUAUCAAGCGCAUGUAUGACAAGGACCAGCUGAGGGAUUACAUUGAGAGGUUUGCACUGAACUACAUGCAGCUACUGGUUCACCCCAACCCACCCUCCAUGUUCUUCGGAGCAGACAAGGACAUAGAGGUGGCGUCCCCCUGGACAGAGGAGACGGUCAUGCAGUGUCUCUACCUGUAUCUGGCCCUGCUGCCCCUCAACCACAAGCUGGUGCACGAGCUGGCUGCCGUCUACACCGAGGCAAUAGCAGACAUCAAGCGGAGCGUUUUGCGAGUGAUAGAGCAGCCUAUUCGAGGAAUGGGAAUGAACUCUCCUGAACUGCUGCUGUUGGUGGAAACCUGUCCAAAGGGGGCGGAGACUCUGGUCACCCGCUGCCUAAACAUACUCACUGAAAAAGUGUCACCGUCUCCAGAGCUGGUGGAGAGAGUGAGGGACCUCUAUCACAAACGAGUGGCAGACAUCCGCUUCUUGAUACCCGUCAUCAAUGGACUUGAAAAGACGGAGGUUAUUCAGGCCCUGCCUAAACUCAUCAAACUCAACCCCACUGUGGUGAAGGAGGUCUUCAACCGUCUCCUUUGUGCACAGCACAGUGAAGGUGGAUCCUCAGUGUCUCCAGUCACGCCUAGUGAGCUCCUCAUUGCCCUGCACAACAUCGAUUCAACUAAGUGUGACAUGAAGUCCAUCAUCAAAGCCACAAACCUGUGCUUUGCGGAGAAGAACGUGUACACGUCGGAGGUGCUGGCUGUGGUCAUGCAGCAGCUGAUGGACCAGAGCCCUCUGCCCAUGCUGCUCAUGCGCACCGUCCUGCAGUCCCUCACCAUGUACCCACGGCUGGGCGGCUUCGUCAUGAACAUCCUGUCCCGCCUCAUCACCAAGAAGGUGUGGAAGUACCCGCGGGUGUGGGAGGGCUUUGUGCGGUGUUGCCAGCGUACCAAACCGCAGUCGUUCAGCGUGCUCCUGCAGCUGCCCGCGCCCCAGCUCAGCAGCAUGUUCGAGCGCUGCCCUGAGAUGAGGGAGCCUCUGCUGCAGCACGUGCACUCCUUAACGCCACACCAGCAAGCUCACAUACCAGCUUCAAUAAUGACUGUUCUAGAAGCCGGCAGCAAAGAACCGGAACCCGAACCCGAACCGGAACCUGUAGAACCUAUGGAGGACCAAGAUGUACAUACACAACCUGCCCCCAUCAAAGUGGAACAACCAGAAGAAGCCCCCGUGGUGGUGCAGAUGCCAGAGCCUGUCCUUCCUCAGUACCCCCCUCCAAACACAGAGGAGGCAGAGCCACAGAUGCAGACCACCACCUCAGCCUUUUCUCCCCAGGAAGAACCCGCAGAGCCCAUCCCACAGCAGGAGGAGGUCACGGAGCAGGAACAGUGCGCCUCCCCAUUACCUGCAGAACAGGAAGCAGAACAUCCAACUGAGGAAGCACUUCCAGAGCAUUCAGAUGAGGCCGAGCAACCAAACGAAUCAUCUGAGGAAAACGUCAUGGAAACAGAUACUGGCGCUGUCGAUGAAUGAUUAUUAUAAUUUUUUUUAAUGUUGGUCAUCAUCUUCAAAUGCAGAAAUAGUUUUUUUGUUCAUACAUUGAAUUUAUUGUGAAACACUGAAAAUUAAAAAAUAAUUUACAA
Messenger RNA from Clupea harengus (Atlantic herring), 4289 nucleotides. RefSeq names its product symplekin (gene sympk). Gene Ontology annotation, cellular component: mRNA cleavage and polyadenylation specificity factor complex. The record is from RefSeq and is a predicted model, not a curated record. NCBI's taxonomy places the organism in Eukaryota, Metazoa, Chordata, Actinopteri, Clupeiformes, Clupeidae.